This is a messenger RNA of Fusarium oxysporum Fo47, 873 nucleotides long. RefSeq names its product DUF2985 domain-containing protein. The transcript has a single exon. NCBI's taxonomy places the organism in Eukaryota, Fungi, Ascomycota, Sordariomycetes, Hypocreales, Nectriaceae. Bases 1 to 873 code for a protein of 290 amino acids. The record is from RefSeq and is a predicted model, not a curated record.
AUGCACCCGCUCAAGCAAGAAAAUGCUUCUCAUGAGGAUAUACACAGUCACAUGGAACUCGCUCCAGGUCCCUCGGCCUCUUGGCUGUCUGUUGCGGUGACGUGGCUUCGGCAAAUGACCAUUUUCAAGGCUCUCCUCAUUGUUUACUACCUCAACGUGGUAGCAUGGGGAGGAAUGAUCUUUUUGUUAAUGUGCAACGCGGCACCAGCCAUGUGCCAUCCGACCUGCGAUGACAUCAACUCCCCACGCAAAAAAUGGAUCGAAAUAGACUCACAGAUCCUCAAUGCCCUGUUCUGCAUACCGGCGUUUUGGCUCACCCCUCGACGGUGUAUCGAGGUCUGGAAAGCUUUGCAGUACACGACGAGACAAGACACGACGGCCUUGCGCCAGCUGGCUGCGGCAUACCGGGAAUGGUUUCGACUUCCUGGAUCUGAAUCUCUACCCGCUCACAUAGGCCCAUUCCAAGUUGAGGCUUGGCUCCAUCAAGCCUCAUCUCUAGACAUAGUGCCUUAUCCGGUACGAAGUGUUCCAGAGCCACCACCGUCUGGGCGACGAGCCACGCCGACUCGACUGUGGAAACUGCAGGCAGUCGUUGGAUUGAAUCUGUUGAUCACGAUAUUCCAGGUUAUUCUCUCCAUGUUUAUGUGGUGCUACAACCGGCACAAUCGACCAGGUUGGUCUGUGGGACUGUUUCUCUGUCUAGCCUUUGUGUUAUCAAUAGGUGCAGGCGUAGUGCAGUUCCUUGAGAGAAAAGGGGUUCAGCGGGUCGAGGGGAAACCCGAUCCAGAGGCGUUGAGAAUCGAAGAUGAGGAGCUUGAGUUGGUGGAUCGUCAGAAGUUCCUGAAUAGCAGUCAAGUUGAAGCAUCACGGUAG